Messenger RNA from Fulvia fulva, 1842 nucleotides. RefSeq names its product Efflux pump bik6. The transcript has 2 exons. The coding region runs from base 1 to 1842 and encodes 613 amino acids. Gene Ontology annotation, biological process: transmembrane transport. Gene Ontology annotation, molecular function: transmembrane transporter activity. Lineage: Eukaryota; Fungi; Ascomycota; Dothideomycetes; Mycosphaerellales; Mycosphaerellaceae. The record is from RefSeq and is a predicted model, not a curated record.
AUGGACUAUCGAUCAGAAGCACAGCGUGAGCCAGACCUCGAGCGCGAUGGCCAUGGCCUCAACAGACUGGAGCAAGAAGAAUCGCCUUAUCAGCACUACGACAACUCCCCAGCAGGCGAGAAGCGGCACCAUGAGGAAGAGGAGUCCAACUCCGACGCAUCAAGUACUUUCUCGGAACGGCAUAUGGAAGGUCUACCGCACACUCGAAGCAUUCGAAGAUCGAGCACACGUAACAGCAGCUUGUCUCGAGUACCAUCGCAACGACUUGAACGCGCCACGACUACGGCAUCGACGGUCCUGUCAGCUGUGAGGUCUCGAGUACCUCGGCGUCACAAAGAGGAUCCUUACAGGCCGCUGAAUUGGACUUUUCGUAAGAAAUGUUUGACGACUAUUCUGUAUGGCUUCACGGCGAUGUGUGCGACCUUUGCAAGCAGUGUGUACUCUCCGGCUGCAGCACAGAUUGCAGGAGAAUUCUCCAUUGGGACGGAAGUGUCGACGUUGGGCAUAUCGCUACUGCUGGUUGGGUUCGGCAUUGGACAAUUACUCUGGGCUCCGCUAAGUGAAGUCUACGGCAGAAAGCUCGCCGUCCUGAUACCAUUCUACAUCUCCGCCAUGUUCGCCUUCGGAGGAGGAGCUGCGAAAGACGUGCAGACUCUCAUGAUAUGCCGCUUCUUCCAAGGUCUAUUCGGCUCAGCCCCGGUCACCAAUACUGGAGGCGUCUUAGGCGACAUCUGGCCUCCGGAAGUACGAGGCGCAGCAAUGGUCGGCUAUGCCAUGACAAUCGUAGGUGGUCCUACUAUCGGUCCCAUCGUCGGCGGCGCUUUCAUUGUGUCAGGUGUAGGUUGGCGCUGGACGCAAUAUCUCACAGGCAUCAUGAUGAUGUUCAUCCUCACCCUCGACGUUAUCAUCCUGGACGAAUCCUACGCCCCUGUCCUUCUGGUCUCCAAAGCCCGUCGCCUCCGCCACGAAUCUGGGAAUUGGGCCCUUCACGCCGAGCACGAGGAAUGGGACAUCUCUCUCGUCGAGCUAGCGAAUAAAUACCUGGUUCGUCCCUUCCAGCUCCUUGCAACACCGAUCUGCUUUCUCAUGGCAUUGUACGCAUCCUUCUGCUACGGGAUUCUGUACGCCUCCCUGGCUGCCUUCCCCAUCGAGUUCGAAGAAGAACGAGGCUGGAAUGAAUUGGUUGGAUCCCUGCCCUUCCUGGCUAUGCUGGUGGGAAUCUGCAUCGGGGCUUUUGCAAACUUCUUCAACCAGAAAUUCUACAUCUCCCGCUGGAAGGCGAACAAUUUUCGGCCUGUGCCUGAAGCGAGACUCCCGCCUAUGAUGGGUGGGAGUAUUGUCUUCGCCGCGGGUCUUUUCAUGUUCGCAUGGAGUUCACAGCCGUCGACUCCGUGGAUUGUACCCUGUAUCGGAAUCGCUCUUGAGGGCAUCGGGUUCUUUACGAUCUUCCAGGCUGCGCUCAAUUAUCUCAUCGAUACGUUUCAGCGCUAUGCGGCGAGUGCUGUGGCGGCUAAUACGGCCUUGAGGAGUGCGUUUGCGGCGGCAUUUCCGUUGUUCAUCAGCCCUAUGCUGCAUAACAUGGGCAUUAGCUGGGGCAUUGCGGUGUUUGGGUUCAUCGCGGCGGCCAUGAUACCGAUCCCGUACUUUUUUAUGUCUUUGGCAAGAGGAUUCGCGCUAGAGGCACUUGGAGUAGGGGAAGUGUUUGAGAUCGACAGAUUUUGUGGUUGCGGUAGAUACAGUGUGCUUUCAGUCUGCAGCGUUCGAAGCGAAGAUUCAGAUACUGGGACGACUCUGAUGUUGAAGCAUGUGCGCACAGCAUCAAACGACUGUCAAUGUUCCUAA